CCACUCUAAGCGUGGAUGGGCCUUUGGCACAACGGGGGGAGGAGCGGAUUUUGGGACAAUCGUGGGACAAUCGUGGGACCGGCACCGGGACCCGCACCGGAGGGGGCGUGGCCUCCCCGCGGAGGCCCCGCCCCCAGGCCAGCGGAGGGAGGGGCGCAUGCGCAGUGCGCCGGCCGUUACCUGUCAGCGGCGGCGGGCGGAGGAGGAGGCAGCGGCGGCGGGAUGGAGGGGCUCAUCCCGCUCGUUAACCGGCUGCAGGAUGCCUUCGCGGCACUGGGCCAGAACUGCCUGCUCGACCUGCCGCAGAUCGCGGUGGUCGGCGGGCAGAGCGCCGGCAAGAGCUCCGUGCUGGAGAACUGCGUCUCCAGGGAUUUUCUUCCACGAGGUUCUGGAAUUGUGACAAGGCGACCAUUGGUCCUGCAGCUCAUCACUGCCAAAACAGAGUAUGCUGAAUUUCUACACUGCAAAGGGAAGAAAUUUACUGAUUUUGAUGAAGUUCGUCAGGAAAUUGAAGCAGAAACCGACAGAGUAACAGGAAUGAACAAAGGCAUUUCUUCAGUUCCUAUUAAUUUAAGAAUAUAUUCUCCACAUGUCCUAAGCCUGACCCUUAUUGAUUUGCCGGGAAUCACUAAAGUGCCAGUGGGGGAUCAGCCUCCGGACAUUGAGCAGCAGAUCAGAGACAUGAUAAUGCAGUUCAUCUCUCGGGAGAACUGCCUGAUCCUGGCUGUGACCCCAGCUAACACUGACCUGGCCAACUCAGAUGCCCUGAAGCUGGCAAAGGAAGUGGACCCUCAGGGCCUUAGAACCAUCGGUGUGAUCACAAAAUUGGACCUGAUGGAUGAAGGAACAGAUGCAAGAGAAGUUCUGGAAAACAAACUCCUUCCUCUUCGUAGAGGUUAUAUUGGUGUUGUAAACAGAAGUCAGAAAGACAUUGAUGGGAAGAAGGACAUAAAAGCAGCUAUUCUAGCAGAAAGGAAAUUCUUUCUUUCCCACCCAUCCUACAGGCACAUGGCAGAUCGGAUGGGAACACCAUAUCUCCAGAAAGUUCUAAACCAGCAACUUACCAAUCAUAUUCGGGAUACCUUGCCAGCUUUCAGAAGCAAACUCCAGAGCCAGCUGCUUUCCAUAGAACAUGAAGUAGAGGUAUACAAAAACUUCAGACCAGAAGAUCCCACCAGAAAAACAAAAGCCCUGUUGCAGAUGGUACAGCAGUUUUCAGUGGACUUUGAAAAAAGAAUUGAAGGAUCAGGAGAUCAAGUUGAUACGCUGGAACUUUCAGGAGGUGCCAAAAUCAAUCGUAUUUUCCAUGAACGUUUUCCCUUUGAACUUGUGAAGAUGGAAUUCAAUGAGAAGGAAUUGAGGAGAGAGAUAAGUUAUGCCAUCAAGAAUAUACACGGGAUCAGAACAGGUUUGUUCACUCCAGAUAUGGCGUUUGAAGCCAUUGUUAAAAAACAGAUCGUUAAGCUGAAAGGACCUUGCUUAAAAAGUGUGGAUCUGGUGAUGCAAGAGUUAAUCAACACUGUCAAGAAGUGCACUAAAAAGUUGGCAACAUACCCAAGGUUGUGUGAGGAGACAGAAAGAAUUGUUGCUGGCUACAUUCGUGAGAGAGAAGAGAAGACCAAGGAUCAGAUGCUGCUGCUCAUUGAUAUCCAGGUUUCUUAUAUCAACACCAACCAUGAAGACUUCAUUGGCUUUGCAAAUGCCCAACAAAGAAGCAGUCAGGUUAACAAAAGUGCAGUGGGAAAUCAGCCGCCUGAUUCCAUUGUUAUCAUCAUUUGCUGUUUAGCAUUUCUGCUGCUGCUUGCACUGCUGGGAACCAAUCUACCGCCUUCAAGGCAAAUUGUGAUCCGGAAAGGCUGGCUCACCAUCAACAACAUUGGCAUCAUGAAAGGAGGAUCCAAGGAAUACUGGUUCGUGCUGACUGCAGAGAGCUUGUCCUGGUAUAAAGAUGAUGAGGAAAAGGAGAAGAAGUACAUGCUGCCUUUGGACAACUUGAAAGUGCGAGAUGUUGAAAAGAGCUUCAUGUCCAGCAAACACAUCUUUGCAUUGUUUAACACAGAGCAGAGGAAUGUUUACAAGGAUUACCGUUUCCUUGAGCUAGCCUGUGACUCCCAAGAGGAGGUGGAUAGCUGGAAGGCAUCUCUGCUACGAGCCGGUGUCUAUCCUGAUAAAUCCUCAGGGAGCAACAAAACUGAAACUGAAGAGAAUGGCCAAGCAGAUAAUUUUUCAAUGGACCCCCAGCUGGAAAGACAGGUGGAGACAAUUCGAAAUCUUGUGGACUCCUACAUGUCUAUUAUUAACAAAUGUAUCCGAGAUCUGAUCCCGAAAACAAUCAUGCACCUCAUGAUCAAUAAUGUAAAAGAAUUUAUCAACGCAGAGCUGCUGGCUCACCUGUAUUCUUCUGAGGACCAGAACACUCUGAUGGAGGAGUCGGCGGAGCAGGCGCAGCGGCGGGACGAGACCCUGCGCAUGUACCAGGCGCUGCAGGAGGCGCUGGCCAUCAUUGGCGACAUCAGCACCAGCACCGUGUCCACCCCUGCUCCCCCACCCGUGGAUGACUCCUGGCUGCAGCAGGCACGCAGAUCACCUCCUCCAAGUCCUUCAACUCCGAGGAGACCUACCUUGAACAAUCCCCCAACCAGACCUUUAUCCGGCCGAGGACCCGCUCCUGCCAUCCCCUCUCCAGGCCCUCAGUCGGGGGCUCCCCCCGUCCCAUUCCGCCCAGGACCUCUGCCUCCAUUUCCCAGUGCUGAAGGCCAUGGAGGACCCCCCCAGGUUCCCUCUCGGCCCAGCCGGGCUCCUCCCAGCGUGCCAAGUCGAAGACCGCCCCCUUCACCUACUCGGCCCACUGUAAUCCGCCCGUUAGACUCCUCCCUGUUAAACUAAAAGGAGUUUCUGGCAUGUCACUCGUUGUUAACCAAAUAUGUGGAAACAAAUUGCUUGGUAACUGUCACAAUAACCAGUGUAUAGUCGCAUGUAUGGACAUCUCUAGGCAAGUAACCAACUAUACUGAUGCUCUCUGUCCAUUCUGCAUUGUUUAUGAGGUCUUCAAUGUUUGGGGAAGGUCUGUGCUGCCUUGACUUUUCCUUCUGCAAUAACUGAUGUUAGCUAACUUACUGACACAUAUCUCCACCCAGACAACUGUGCUCACAGUCCUCUACAGCAGCUGGAGGGCUUGACUCUGUGUAUCUUUGUGCAUGUGUUGAUUUGAUCUGCUGCUUUUUUUCCCCUCUUACCUGAAAGGAAUCUUGCUUUUAUUUGUACCUUGCAGGUUUUCUAUUUUCUCUUGUAAUGGCUAAACCAGGCAAAGAAAAGCCAUGUGGUUUCUUACCAAGCUCUUCUGAAGGCCCCACACUUCCAGGUCUCUCUUGCAAGAGGCUUGCUUCUCCUAUAAAUUCUCCUUAUCCAAAAUUUAGUUCUAAGGAAUGUUGUUAAACGAGCAGGGUGUGGGUAGGACAAGGCAUGUUUUGCUUUAUUCCCAUGCUGGCAGCUGCAAUGCCAGGUUGGUUGGGUUGGUGAGAAACAGCCUGGGGUGCCCCAGCUCACAGGGCUCAGCAUGGAGCUGUCCCCCUGCAGCCAGGAGGGGACAGGGUGGUUUGGAGGGCUGGGGUGUGACACAGCAGCGUGUGCCAGCUCCCUCUGUCCCUGCUCACUCUCCUGCUCCCACUGCACUCCUGGGAAGUGCUGGAGGGGAGUGAGUGCAUGGAAAUGGGCUGUGUGCAGGAUCCAGGGAACUGAGCACUGCUUUUGGUCCCUUUGUGACCCAGAAGGACACAGACAGGUGCACAGCAGGGCGUGGGGCCCCCUCCUGUGCCCACCAUGGGAGCUCCAGCCUGGACUGGCAGCUGAGCUUCCCAAGGGCCAGGUUUGGGUGUGAGAUAUUUGGGAAAUUUUCACAUGCCAGUCAAUAAAGUUUCCCUGUGUCCCCUGUGUAAAGACUUUCUUUUUGCAUUACAUGGUCCUUGCACACACCUUGGUUUACUGUUGCUUUAUCCAGCUAAAUUCUGGCAAGUGCUCAGCUGUGCAUCCUGGAUUAUUUUAGAAGCUGCUCACUUGCAGAGGUGCUCUGCCUCUUGUUUUGCACGUUAUAAAUUAAUGCAUUAUAAAAACCUCUUGUCUUAACUGCAUUACUUCACUUUAAACACUUAGUGUCACCCUUAAAGCUUAGAACUUAGUGAGUUAACAGAAUGAAACUGGAGAGGAAUUUGGCCUUGUUCCUUCAGAAAAUAUGAAUUGCUGCUAUUAAAAUUAUGGUUACAGAUCCCUUGGCAAAGCAAUUGGUGGUUUCAAAGGCCCCCAGUACAAUCAGUCUAAUAAAUGUAUUUAUUGAGACCGCUUGUAGGGCUCCAGUAUGCUGUAGCCCCAUGGUUAGGAAGAGUCCAAUCAAAGAGCCGCAACAAAUGGGGAUUUAGCCUGUUAAUUCCCAGGCUGCUGAUUAGCUGUGCUCAUCAGUGCAGCAAAUCAUGUUUCAGCCUGCAGAAGAGAGAAGAGCUUGGGAAAGCAUCAUGAUUUGUAUGUUAGCUUAACUUUAAUUUCCUGUCAGCCCCAUCCCUGUGACACACGCCUGGGGAGUCUGGAGGUCACAUGUGAUGUAUGGUGAAGAUGGAGAUUGUCAGAGCCCUGGAUCCUGGUGAUCUCAGCAGAUUGCUGGUGUUUGUUUGGGGAACAGGUCCACAUCUCCAGUGCCAAGUGCACAGAAUCAGCUUUCAAGGAAAAGUUUGAAAACACAACCACAGUCAUACUAGUUUUUACUACAAAAAAGAAAACAUAUUUUGAUGAUUUUUCUUGUCUUCUACACAGCUUUCCACUGCUUAGUGCUCUCUGCUGUAACCUGUGCUGCAUCUGUUGGAUUUAAUUUUGUAAAUAGCCACAGUAGCCCAUAUUGUUGCCUUGCCAGCACUCCUGCAUAUCCAAACAGUUUAUCAGAACUCUGUUACUGACUGGCAGCUGCCUGCUGAUGGGAAGCCAGGUUUAAUGCCUGAGCCACAGAGAUCACUGAUAUCACUUCUGAUAUCAGAAUAUCAAAUUAUCAUACUCACUUGGUGAUAGAAGACUAGGAUGGAUGGGUCUUUCACCUUCUAGUGGAAGGUGUCCUGCUCAUGGCAGAGGGCUUGGAACAAGAUGAGCUCCAUGGUCCCUUCCAACCCAACCCACUCUAGGGUUGUGCAAGGCCACGGUCUGGGUUUAUCCCACCACAGCCCAAGGACUCAGCUUAGUUGUCCUUUGUCCAGAAGGAAGAGCAUGACCCCCAGGAGGUGAUUCAGGCCUGAGUGGCUGCAAGGGACACGAGGGCAGUGCUGGUGAGUCAGGAGCCUUAAUUACACGGCACAGCUCCUGGCCUAGAAACGUGCUUUUAAAUGCUCUCUACUUGAGACUCCCUAAUUUAAUGACUGUUUGUGCCAAGCACAAGGAAAUAGGUGGCACAACUGAGCACUCUCCUUUACUCUGCCCCCAAGAAACUUAUUUCUCAGCAGUAAUCCUGAGUUGUAAAUAAAGCUCUCAAGGGUGGAUUUACCCGAAAGAGGAGGAGGGGGCAGUGAGGCGUCAGUACAUCUGGUCCUGUGCUUGAUGCUGAGGGUGCAGGACACAGCUGCACAGCCCUCCUUCCUCUGCAUCCUCAUUCAGAUCUCGUCUAAGUCUGGCCCUGUGCCCUAAAUGCAACACUUUUGGGUGUGCAGGUUAAUAAAAACACAUGAGCAUGAAUCCAGGGUUUGCUCAUUUCACCUCUUCUUGCGUAUGUGCUUGUGAGAAUAAACCACGUAAACUUGUUUCUAGGAAAAACACUUGAAUGCUUCCCAAGAAAUUGCCACAUCCAGUUGAGUAAGUGCUGUCCUCCAGCCUGGGCCCACUUCCUUCUGCUGUAGAGUGCCUGGAAUGGGUUUGUUUGUCCCACUUACUCCUGAUGCUGGCGAGUCCCCUCCAUCCUGUCCCUUGUUCUUAGAGGAGCAGCCCUGGCAGCAACUCACUCCAUGCCAAAUGGAAAGCAGGACGAGCACCCUGUGGGUCUGCCAGAGGGACUGAGCACCUCUGCAGAGCCACUUAGGUGGGAUGAGCCACAUCUAAACUGUGUCUGAGAAGCACAGGUUGCUCUGCCCUUCUCUGCUUCCCUCUGGCACAGCUCUGGUUGCCAGGGCAUAGUGGAGCAAUAAUGAAGCACCACCAGAGUUUCUGAUCUUACAUGAGGUGCACAAAGAUCUGGGUGGUGUAGUUGCUAAGAUUCCGGAGGGUGCUCAUCUAAUUCUGCAUUUAGGCUGAGCCUGGAUCUCUGCCCAGAGAACAUUUCCACCUCACCCCGCUGUGGCUGACCAACAGCUGAAGAGCUUGUGCGUGCCCUGACCAGCUCUCGGCCUGGCAUCUCAAGGGAUCUUUUGCUAGGGUUAAAAAGAUUAUAUGCUCAACAAAAAGGCUUAUGUACAUAGUUAAUGUGUGUUUAUUUUAUUGCUGAUCUUGUUGCACUUUCUGAGCAAGCCUCCUAAAAGUAGAUUAUUUAUUAUAUUAAAGAAGAUACAUUAUAGGUUAUGGCAUUUCGUGUUCAAGUAUAACAUAGAAAAUACUAUCCUCUCAGUUCCAGACAGCUCCACUAACCAUGAUGUGUACAGCAUAUUGAGAUUACUGACUAGUUCUGUCCUUCUGUCUUAAAAUAGUCCAACCCUCCUGAACUGAGAGCAGACCUGCUGUGUCCCUGUGCCACCAGGGAGCCUCCCGGCGCCCUCCUGGCACAGCUCCCCCUGCUGUGGCACUGCCCCUGCUCCCAGGCUGUGCAGAACAGCUCCCUUGUGUAAUGAAUGUUACUCUGCCUGUCUUUCCUCUUGCUUUGUCUGCAGGCGAGCUGAUGCCGACGGCUCCUCCCGUCCGGACAGCCCUCCACUCUUGCUUGAUCUAUGAUUUGUCCCACCUUGCCGGCCGUUUGCUUUACUGCUGUCUCUUUACUUUUCCAGGACGGUCUAAACCAUGACUUCUUUUUUGUAAGAAGCAAACGCUUAAUUUCUUUCUGAUUUUUUUUUUUUUUUUGCUCUGUAUGUUAAUGCCCUACUUCAUGUGAGCCAAAACAUCUGCCUUUGGUUUCGUAAUCUGUAAAUGGUUCCUGGUGUUGACCUUUGAGCACAGCGAGUGGAUUCCCGAAACCGUGGUCAUCACUGAGCAUCACAUACACCUGCUGUAAAAAUGUUAUGCUGCAUUUCUGAACCUGAAAUAAACUGUCAUUCUUGAUGGGCUUUUAUUAUUA
This is a messenger RNA of Passer domesticus (house sparrow), 7225 nucleotides long. It is a transcript of the gene DNM3, whose product is annotated as dynamin 3. Gene Ontology annotation, cellular component: plasma membrane; cytoplasm; microtubule. The transcript is spliced from 23 exons. Lineage: Eukaryota; Metazoa; Chordata; Aves; Passeriformes; Passeridae. Gene Ontology annotation, molecular function: GTP binding; microtubule binding; GTPase activity. The record is from RefSeq and is a predicted model, not a curated record. Bases 16 to 2886 code for a protein of 956 amino acids. Gene Ontology annotation, biological process: synaptic vesicle endocytosis; receptor internalization.